GAGCUACGAGGAAAUCAGAGAACAAAAUUGCAAUCUGACCAAUAUUUCAAAGAUUGAAGACAUCAUCAGAAACCCUGAGUUUGAAAAUCAUGGCAUGAUUACAAUUCCUCUUAGUGUCGGAAUCACAGCUGUUGCCUUUUUUCUAGGAUUUCUAAUUGGAAUUUUCGUUGGAAACAAAUGCAAAAUUUCUGACAAGAGACCAGGGUCAUCGGAUAAAAAGGAUAACUACGCAUAUGAGGGAGAAUUACAAUGUCAACCUCGAUUUUAUCAAGAAAUGAGACCAACCUCUGUUGAUUCAGCGGGCAAUUUAGACAACAGUUAUGACGAAAUUCCGGAAAUAGAAAAUCUUCCGAUUGUAGACUUGAGACCUCCUCCUUUACAGACAAGACUGUGAGAAUGAACAGUUUAACCGGGGCAGGCUAAAUUACCUAAUUAUGAACAGGUGUUAUAUGGAUUUCAACAACUU
Messenger RNA from Saccostrea cuccullata (small rock oyster), 466 nucleotides. RefSeq lists its product as uncharacterized. NCBI's taxonomy places the organism in Eukaryota, Metazoa, Mollusca, Bivalvia, Ostreida, Ostreidae. The record is from RefSeq and is a predicted model, not a curated record. The annotation marks the transcript as partial. The transcript has 3 exons.